Molecule: messenger RNA, 759 nt
Organism: Penicillium digitatum Pd1
Lineage: Eukaryota; Fungi; Ascomycota; Eurotiomycetes; Eurotiales; Aspergillaceae
Product: N5-glutamine methyltransferase family protein
Biological process (GO): methylation
Cellular component (GO): mitochondrion
Molecular function (GO): methyltransferase activity; nucleic acid binding
Source: RefSeq, a predicted model, not a curated record
AUGGCCCUGGGCCGUAAUGACAAGUUCCAGUCUUCCAACCAGGCGAGACCCUUGCGCGUCAUUGACCUUUGCACGGGCACAGGCUGCAUACCACUUCUUUUGCACGCACUACUUGCUCCUCAUUUCCAGGAGUUGAAGAUAACAGGGGUGGACAUCAGUUCUACAGCCUUAGGCCUGGCCCAGGAGAACCUUGAGCACAAUAUGCAACUGGGCCAGUUGGCACCCAGCGCAGGCACAGACAUCCGCUUCUAUUGCGCCGAUGUUCUCGGACAUGGCAGUGACGAUUCAGUGCCGCCCAUUGAAUCAAUACUCCAAACCCAUUUCCCCGAUCUUGGGGCACUUGACAUCUCAUCAUCUGACAAAGAGAGUAGAUGUGAUCUAUUAAUCUCCAAUCCACCCUACAUAUCCCAAACGGAGUUCCGCAACGGCACUACUGCGCGCAGUGUACGGCGCUUUGAGCCCAAGUUGGCACUUGUGCCUCCACACUUGGGCCCCGGGAUGGAAGACUGCUUGCCUGAGGAUAUCUUCUACUGCCGCAUUCUCACUCUGGCAUACAAGUUGAAGGCCAAGCUCACGGUGCUGGAGUGUGGGGACUCUCAUCAGGCCAAUCGAGUGGUUGCUCUUCACAGGCGACUUGCUCCUUUUGAAUCCGGGCAGUUCAGUGCGGAGGUCUGGCCGAGUCGGGAGCAGGAUUUGGCUGAGAAUGGGUUUCAUGCGACUGACGGAUCGCGAGGUGUCAUUAUACAGACUCUCGGGUAG